Sporothrix brasiliensis 5110 is the source of this 825-nucleotide messenger RNA. RefSeq lists its product as uncharacterized. The transcript has a single exon. NCBI's taxonomy places the organism in Eukaryota, Fungi, Ascomycota, Sordariomycetes, Ophiostomatales, Ophiostomataceae. The record is from RefSeq and is a predicted model, not a curated record. The coding region runs from base 1 to 825 and encodes 274 amino acids.
AUGACCGACAGUCGCUUUACCGGCCCUGGCAUCUUCUGGAUCAGCUCCAAUACUAACGACGAAGCUAUCUUUCCCUACGAUGACUUUGCCAGCUGGUACGAGGACGUGCACAUCCCUGACGUCAUCCAUGCCGACCCAUCGCAGCCGCUGCCCAUGGCACGGCGCUACCAGGCGGUCUCCGCGACGGAGGCGCCGACAGCUACGCCUGGCGCCAACCCUUUCCUCGUCGUCUACAAGCUGCCAACACUUGCGUUUGUCGCCAGCGCGGCCUUUCGCGGCAUCCCGCUGCGCCACGAAAGACUGCCCGACGGUGGCCCGAUCGCACGGUUCGCAUCGUUUCGCGGGCGGUUUGCACGGCACAUCGGGUCGUGGGCGGGCGGCGGCAGCGCCACGCGGACGCUUUUGCUGUCGGAGGUUUUGGCGCUCGGCGAGGGCGAGCAGGACCAGCCGCCCGGCGACGCCAGGCCGCCCAGCUGGUAUCACAACGCUUACAUGCCACACGUGGCCGCCCUUCCGGGCUGGCAGCGUUCGACGCGCUUUGCAGUGGUGGUGGAAAACGAAAUCGGGGGAGACAAGGCGCCGCCACCACCUGGCGUUGGCCCUCCGUCAACUCUGGCAAAAGGCAGGCCGUCUCGCUGGUUGACACUGCACGAGUUCGACGAGGCCAAAACAGAUGUGAACGACGUCACGUCCGAGUUGAAGACAUCGUUGAUGGAAAUGUUGAGUGUCGACGUCGGCUUUGUUGAAGUGUUGCCCUACCGCUUGGUGCGGACAUACGGUGAUGAGGCCGUGACAUUUGCUGACGGCAACGAGGCUGUGGAGUGA